Molecule: messenger RNA, 2712 nt
Organism: Phyllopteryx taeniolatus (common seadragon)
Lineage: Eukaryota; Metazoa; Chordata; Actinopteri; Syngnathiformes; Syngnathidae
Product: urokinase plasminogen activator surface receptor-like
Exons: 5
Coding region: 1134-1757 (207 amino acids)
Source: RefSeq, a predicted model, not a curated record
UGAACGCAGGUUGUGCCUCAGAAACUGCAUGGCACAUUUCAUUGUUUUUGUUUUCCUUGCAUGGUAAAUUGUGCCAACUCCAAGUGGCAUGCUAAGGAAAUUGGUAGAAUGUUAUUGUAGAGUGUCAUGGCAAAAUGUUAAUGCUCUUGGAACAUGUUCAUAUGGUAUCUGCUGCUUAAGAUGUUAGAAUUGGACUUUUUUUGUUUGUUUGUUUGAGGGGGGGGGGGGGGGGGGUGUUUCAAAUAUUCAAAUUUAAACAACUUCCCGAGGAGCCUAAAAUUUGGAAAACAUUUGUUGAGUGCAUCCUUUUACGAUGCACAUAAAAGCUAAGAAUAGAAAAAAUGUGGUGCUUCUGCUGUCAGUUGCAGAAAUUUGCACAGUUUAGCAGAUUUCUGCGGUUUGUUGCAGUUUUUUAAAAAUACGCUUUUGUGUUAUGCUUACUGUAAUGUCCUCACAUGUGGGAAAGGAGAGCCACAGUUGACGAUGCACAUUUCAGGCUUUUAUUGAACGGUUUGACAAAAAACAACAUGAUGUGCACUGCUGUUGGCAACAGCUCACAACCAGACACUCACACGCAGCCUGGCUGACAUUACACGUCACCCCACCUAGCUCCGCUUCUUAAAGGCACAGACACUAAAAGUACACCUUAUACAGUUUAUAGUUGCAAUUUGUUUGUGGAUUUCAAAUACCUUUAUGUGUUUAAAACGUGUGUUUUUAAUAAGUUUAGAUAUGUUUAAAGUGUGUGGGAGAGGUAAAACUAUAUAAAACAUUGUCAUUUCUAAUAUGUUCUAUAUACUGUGAGAAAACGCAAAGGCUGUCCAGUAGGAUACAUUGUGGUUCUCUAAUUUUGGCCUGUACACAUCUUUAAUGACCAGAAGUAGUAUUUUCACCAGAUGGUAAAAAAAAAAAAAAAGAAUCUCAAAUGAAAGCAGGCUGCAAAUGAUUGUGCGCCAAUGCAGUAAAGCACAUACAGUAUAUGCUUUCUACCAAACUUGCUUCCCCCCACCCCCCCAAGUGAAGAGGAGGAUGGAAAGGGAGUGGUCUAAGUAUGGGACACACUCCUUCAGUUGGAGGAUGACUACAUAAAACUGAAAGAGAUCAAAUGAAUAGUCACUUGCUUGCUGUCAGACAAAAUGCAUCACCUGCUGUUACUAUUUGGGAUUUUACACCUUCCUAAAGCCUAUACUUUGAAGUGCUAUGAAUGUGCAGCUGGAAGCUCAGCGACCUGCAUCGACAAGACAAAAGAAUGCCCCCCACUGGCGACGCAGUGUAGUGCACUCCGAUUAAUCGUGUAUUCAGGCGAGUCGGUUAUUGCGGACGUCAAUGGGAAAAGCUGCAGCUUUGCUGACCACUGUGCACAGGCCUCAGUCAAUUUUGGAGUGACCAGGACCAUACUUACCAACCAGUGUUGCACCACCGACCUGUGCAACAGCUUUGCCGUGCCGGACUUAAGCAAGACCAGGCCCAAUGGUAAAAAAUGUUUCACCUGCAAUGGGCGACAAUGCGCUGCCACAGUGGAAUGUCUAGGCAAUGAGUACCACUGCAUCUCAACGACAGUGGACGUGAAAGGCCAAAAGACGGCUAUGAAGGGCUGCGCCUCCAAGCAAUUGUGCACCAAUACGGAACAGAUGGAAGGACUCAUUGGAAAUCAGAUCAGCUGCUGUGAGGGCGACUACUGCAACAGUGGUAGCAGACCAAGAGCUGGCCUCCUGCUGUUGGGAGCACCGCUGCUCCCUUUGGUUAUUAUGUCGCCUUAACACAAGGUGCUAAGUUGAACCUGUCCUGUUAAACCGCUGUAUAGUCUUAGACACCGUGCUGCAGCUCAAGUUUCAAUCUUCUUAUAGCCUACGGGCAAUCUUUAUGGAGCACAGCAAUCAUUUUUUUGCCGUGAGGUGCCGUAUUUAACUUUGAAUGACCAGUACUGCUUGAGAGAGUGUGAGAGGGAUAACACCUCUCCUCUCGAUCAGACCCGCUCCCCAUUCACACCUGAGAGAGAGGUUUGGACAUUUUCAUUCAGGGGUAUACUCACUUUUGUUGCCGGCAGUUUAGAAAUUGAUACUGACUACUUUAUAUUGUUGUAAAUUGUCAUUUCUGUAGUGUUGUCCUAUGAACGGUAUAUAAGAAUGAAAUAUUCUACUUACGUUUGUGAGAUAUUGUGUGUACAGCAACACGCAUGUCAGAGAAUGUGGAGAAUUUCACAAACAAAAUAUGAAAAUAUGUUUUCCGAAAUUCUGACUUUUGCUCCUAGUUGUUAAGGCCACACUGAAGAGAAAAAAUAUAUAUGCUAUUGUGUAAUGCGUGACAUGUCAAUCGUUGGCGUUUGUAUAGGGAACCUGCGCCCCCUUGUGGAGUGGCGCCUUGUAGAACAGAUAAUAAAUUAAUUAAAAAAAACACUUAGGUCAGCCAUGUCCCAGGAACGUUUAUUUCAUGGGAAUAUUUUCUUUGAUUUGUUGCAGAAGUCAUUAAAGUAGUGUUGUUGUUGUUUUUUUUUAAAACUAUUGUCAUAUACAACGUUAUACAUAUGGACCAGCCGGCCUCAGCAUCAUAAGGAUCAACCACACAUUCAGCUGUGUUUUAGUUUUCUGUCUGAUGCAUUUUCAGUGAUUCAAAUCCUUGAUAAGUGUCAAGCAAUUGUGUCCUGAGGAGCAUUUUGAUGCAUCAUUUGCACGCUUUGUUUCUGUAUGACAAAAUAAAACAAAGAUAUUUGGUCUA